UUCACGCAAACCCCCCGCGCCAAGGAAACCAGAGCAGAGCAGAGCAAAGCGCCCCGCCCCCGCGCGCGCACACAUACGUAGCCACAGCGGCCUCUUCCUCUCCACUCCAACUCCAAGCCAAGGAGAACGCGAUGGGGUGCGGGCAGUCCAAGGAGGACGCGGAGGGCGCGGUGGCGCGGUGCCGGGAGCAGAAGAACCUGCUGCGGGCGGCCGUCGAGGCGCGGCAUGGGCUGUCAGGGGCGCACGCGGCCCACGCCGCCGCGCUCAGGAACGUCGGGGCCGCGCUCUCCGACUACGCCAGCGGCGAGGCGCACGAGGGCGCGCUGCGCCACUCCGCCUCGGCCGCCGCGGUCAUGUCCUCCUCCGGCGGCGCCGGCGCCCAGGCCGCCGCGCUCGCGCUCCCGCCGCCGCCGCCGCCGCCGGGCCCGCCAGAGGACUCGCCGGCGCUCGUCAGGUCCAUGAGCGCGCCCGACCUGCCCCCUCCAGCCGGCGAUCAAGAAGAAACCAUCCGGCGAGGCGCCAAUCAUGGAGGAGGACGACGAGGGCGAGGACCCGCGCCGUCCGGAGGAGGAGGCCCAGCUGCAGCCGCCUCCUCCUCCGCCUCCGACGCACCAGCCCCCUCCCACACGCGCCCCCGCCCUCCCUGCCUCCGGACGCGGGGCACAAGGCGGGUUCCUGGGAUGAGUUCAUUUUCGGGCCCCGGGACGGCAUAUCUAUCCCGCCGCUCACGCUGGGAUCCAGCGCAGCCGCCUCGUGGGAAGCUGAGCGGGCGGAGGCCGCUGCGCCGCCGCCACCGCCGCCCGAUCCAGAGGAACAGGCUCAGCUUCCGCCUCGACCGCCAGCGCCAUCGACGGCUGCUGAAGAAGUGGCCGAGGGAAAGAAGCCAGCGGUGGAGCCCGUGGCGCGGCGGGCGUUGACGCAGAAGGCCGCGAGGAGAACCGAGGGCAAGAAAGGCAGGACGGUGGUGCUGGUCCCGCCGCAGGCUGCAAGGCUCGGCGAUAUCCUGCGGGACCUCGACGAUCACUUCCUCAAGGCAUCCGACAGUGCGCACGAGGUGUCCAAGAUGCUAGAGGCGGCACGGAUGCACUACCACUCCAACUUCGCCGAGACGCGAGAAUCGGAUGUAUAUUCCACAGCACGAGUUUGUCUUGGAGGAGGAUAGGGAUGCCGGACAGACGGAGGAAGAGGAACAGCAACAGCACGGGCCAGCUCCCCAUCGGCAAGCAGCGGAAGGACGCGGGCAAGAGGCAGGCCCAGCCGUCGUUGUCGGUCGCGGCGCCGAAGUAGGGACUGUCCACCAGGGGGCAGCUUUCGUCCCCGGAUUGAACUCCUGACAAACUCGAACCAAACGGAUAGAACAAAACAAGACGAUUUCAGGCGAUGUCGGCAGAGCGGUGAGACAGUGGCAAUAUCAACCACGGGCAGUGGAACAAAGACAAUUUCCGGCGAGAAGCUCGAGCACAGGCGACACGGAUCGAAUAUUGACUUCAGCUUGUCAAAACGGAGUGCACGUCGGGCUGCCCAUGGGCUCGUGCUCUAAGCGGAGUCUGUGUGCCAGCAUAGUUCGAAACGUACCCGUCCGGUGUUGUUCCUUGUUGGGCCUUACGCCCAGGCGGCUUUACCGGGACAAAGCGAAGGGGGCGCAUGAGACGUAGGAAGGGCGACUGCCUUAUUUUUUUCACGAGCGAGGGAGAGGGACCAAACGUAUUUACUCAGUGCUGGCAGGAGCUGUAAUUUUGAUUGACAAACAGGGGCAAUGGCAAGUUGAACGAAAAAUUCGCAAGAAGCCUUAUUUUCUUUAUUAUUAGGUAUAGAUAUAGAUAACUAGGACAAUUCCCGCGUUGCUGCGGAAGAGAAAGAUAUAUUGAUUUUAACAUACAAAACAAAAAUUCCUUUCCGGGAAGAAGCUACGGGUUGACUUUAUUUAAUAUAUUCAGUCGCAAAGAUUUUUAUUACCAGAAUUAAGUUUUUCUUCCAUUUUCUUCCAUCUACAAAUAAUCAACAUAAAUACAGCAACAAAUAAUCAACACAAACAUAAAAAAAAUAUUAUCAACAAUUCUGUCUCUCAUUUUCUCUAGUCAGUGCAUGCAAAGAAAUAUAUCAAGUCUCUGAUUGUUUGCCCCAAUUUAGUUAUUGCAAACAAUUUUGUAGUAACCAGUAAAAAAUGAGUAGGUGUCUCUCACUCUAGCAGCUUGUUCUUGCGAGAAUUUCAUGUUUCUGCCUACUCAACUAAAGAUGGUUAGUUUUUUUUUCGAUAAAGGGUGCUUCAUUACUCAAAGAAUUUUAAGCAUUACACCCAGCCUCUGCAUAACUAAGAUGCACACAGCCGUUCAAAGAAACAAAAGGAUGAAAAUAAGAAUGUUCCAAGUCGAAAAAAGUAAAACACUAGAUAGUCCCGGACAACCUAAUUAGCCUGAAGACGCCUAUUAUGUUGCCACCCGUGUUGGGAAAUAAACUCCUUCGCCGUGUUCUCCAAUAAUGUAGACACCUCCGUACAGAGGUCGCGAUCCUCCAAACGUUGGAGUGGCGACCAUGAACGGAGCAAAGCCGUAGCGCGAUAAACAACCUGCAAAAGAUAAGAAUUUUUGUCAUUAAAACCCGCAGCGCAGAGACCUUGUCCGUGGACGAGGGGAAUGGAGGGGCUAGGAGCGUCGGGCGUGGAGUAGACCGCAGCGCCAAGGGAGAAGAAAAAUAAACGAAACCGAACCGGUACCAUGGCAUUUUGCCGUAUUAUGUAUUUUGGUGGGAGGGCAAAACGGUCCAAAAAAAUGUUGUUGACGAAACAUUUUGGCAGAAACCACUUUUUGGCAGAAACCUUAGCUCCUUUGUUAUUAGGUAUAGAUUGUCUGUACUUCAUCAUUGCCUCUGACAUUCAGUUGAGCAGUCCCUGUGUUGCUUGUUUUUGUAUUGCUUGUUUUUCAGGAACCACUUGAGUUAUGUUCCGCAAGCACAGAUUACUAUAUACAUGUUCAUGUACAGUACAAUACUUUGAAGAGAACGACUAACUUUUAUUUACUUCUG
Lolium perenne is the source of this 3021-nucleotide messenger RNA. NCBI's taxonomy places the organism in Eukaryota, Viridiplantae, Streptophyta, Magnoliopsida, Poales, Poaceae. The record is from RefSeq and is a predicted model, not a curated record.